GCAUCUGUGUGUCUUCUAUCGACUCGUCCCCGGCUGCCAAUCGACAAGUCAGUCGGUUUGGGCUUGAGAUUUCACAGCAGUUGAUCUUCGGGAGCAUUUGCCGUCCACCGACAAAGACAGGCAGUUGGGUUAUACCCUUCGUUUCCCCUUCCACAGAGUACAAACGCGGCUCCGUCACAUUUCUAUACCAGUUUCUUGCAUUUUUAAUGGAAAAUGGCGCUCUGCCCUCUGUCAUCCGGAAUGUUUUGCUUGCUUUCCAUUCCAACUAUCCUGCUCAUCUGCGUGUCUUCGCCGGGGACAGUGGCUCAGAAAUUCCCACAGCAUUACACGAUGGUCCACUGGGCGCGUCGUAUCGAGAAGGAGCUGGAGAGGGUCCUGCCGCUGGUGACUGGAGCUCAGCAGAUGAGAGGGAUUUACAGUGAGAAGAGGAGCCAGUACCAAACGAAAAGUAACCAGCCCAAGGACCUGGUGGAGCGGGUGUCCCGCGACAUCGCCCGGCUGCUCAACAGCAAGCGCAAGGCCCUGGAGAGACUGGCUUCAGAGGCAGAGAGACUACAGAGGGAGCACCUGUGGCAAGAUGGCCUCAAGGAGUCCGACAUCGCCUACUAUGAUUCCAAAGCGGAGGCUGAUUACUCUGAUGAUGAUGAGGAGAACCUCCUGGAGAACCCCAACUCUCUGAAGCUCGACUUCAUGAUGGACCCCACCUUCAAGAACAAGGUCAACUACUCCUACACGGCCGUGCAGAUCCCGACUGACAUCUACAAAGGCUCUCCCACCAUCCUGAAUGAGCUGAACUGGACGCAGGCUCUGGAGCCGGUCUUCAUCAGUAACAGUCAGGAGGACCCCUCGCUGCGCUGGCAGGUGUUUGGCAGUGCCACUGGAGUCACCAGAUACUACCCAGCCACGCCUUGGAGAGCUCCAAAUAAGAUUGAUCUGUACGACGUACGCAGAAGGCCAUGGUAUAUCCAAGGAGCAUCCUCUCCCAAGGACAUGGUCAUCAUUGUGGAUGUGAGUGGCAGUGUGAGUGGUCUGACGCUGAAGCUGAUGAAGAUGUCCGUGCUGGAGAUGCUGGACACCCUCUCUGAUGACGACUACGUCAACAUCGCCCGGUUCAACGAGAAGGCGGAGGCGGUGGUCCCCUGCUUCAGGAACUCCUUGGUGCAGGCCAACAAGCGCAACAAGAAGAUUUUCAAGUACUACAUCAACCAAAUGCUGGCCAAGGGCACCACGGACUACAAGUCUGGCUUCCAGUUCGCCUUCGAGCUGCUCCUCAAUGACACUGGUACCCCCAGGGCCAACUGCAACAAGAUGAUCAUGAUGUUCACGGAUGGAGGCGAGGACAGAGCUCAGGAUGUCUUUGAGAAAUACAACUGGCCCAACAAAACGGUGCGGGUCUUCACCUUCUCUGUGGGCCAGCACAACUAUGAUGUCACCCCGCUGCAGUGGAUCGCCUGUGCCAACAAAGGUUACUACUUUGAAAUACCAUCCAUUGGGGCUAUCAGGAUCAACACACAGGAGUACCUGGAUGUCCUUGGGCGGCCCAUGGCACUGGCAGGGAAGCCUGCAAAAAUGGUACAGUGGACCAAUGUCUACCAGGAUGCCCUGGGCCUGGGCAUGGUCAUCACCGGCACCAUGCCAGUCUUCAACCUCACCGACGACGGGAACAACAUGAACCAGCUGGUCCUUGGAGUGAUGGGUGUGGAUGUUACGCUGAAUGAAAUCCAAUCACUGACACCCAGAUACAAGCUUGGGGCAAAUGGCUACACGUUUGCCAUCGACCCUAAUGGCUACGUCCUCCUGCAUCCCAACCUGCAGCCCAGGGUGGUUAACUUCAGAGAGCCCGUCACUCUUGAUUUCCUGGAUGCUGAGCUGGAGGACAACAACAAGGAGGAGAUCCGUCGCCUGAUGAUUGAUGGCCGACCUGGGAAGAAGAGGAUAAAGACGCUGAUUAAGUCGAUAGAUGAGCGCUACAUUGACGAAGCCAUGAGGACCUACAUCUGGACCCCCGUGGAUGGAACAGAUUACAGCCUGGGCAUCGUGCUGCCUACCUACAGCGAGAGCCAUAUUAAAGCCAACCUGAGCGACCAGAUCCUACAGGUCCAGUAUGGAUCUCAGUUUUAGAUUGAUUUUGAAUCUCUGCUGCCCAACAGUUUUGAGUCGGAGGGCCAUGUGUUCAUUGCUCCCAGGGAGUACUGCAAGGAGCUGGAGCUCUCCGGAAACAACACCGAGUUUCUCCUCAACUUUAUCGCUCUGAUGGAGAAAGUCACCCCUGACUCGAAGCAGUGUGACAACUUCCUACUGCAUAAUCUCAUCCUGGACACGGGGAUCAUCCGGCAGCUGGUGGAAAAAGUAUGGAAGAACAUUGAUCUCAAGACGUAUGGCUUCCUGGCGGUCUUUGCAGCUACAGAUGGAGGCAUCACGAGAGUGUUCCCCAACAAGGCUGCGGAGACCUGGGAGGAGGACCCGGAGCCGUUCAAUGCCAGCUAUUACCGCCGCAGUCUGGACAACAAGGGCUACAUCUUCAGAGCUCCCUACCGCACAGCUACUGAUGAGCUCCUGGAUCCAGAGAAUGACACCAUCGGGAUCCUGGUCAGCACAGCUCUGGAGCUCUCUGUGGACUCCAGGACCAUCAAGCCUGCAGUCCUGGGCGUGAAGCUGGACCUGGAGGCCUGGACGGACAAGUUCAAGAUGCUGGCCACCAACCACACGGGCAGCCGCCAGAGCUUCUCUUCGUGUGGCUCCAACGGCUGUGAGAUGGACUGUGAGGCCAAUAGUGAGGACCUCUUGUGCUAUCUCAUUGACGACGGUGGAUACCUGGUCAUGUCCAAUCAGAGGGACCACUGGAAUAAGAUUGGCAUGUUUUUCAGUGACGUGGACCCGGUCCUGAUGUACGCCCUGUACAACAACUCAUUCUUCAACCGCAAGGAGACCUACGACUUCCAGUCCGCGUGCACACUGCCACCAAACAGCAACACUGGCGCCGCGCCGCGUGGCGUCUUUGUGCCCACCAUCGCUGACUUCUUGAACAUGGCCUGGUGGACCUCAGCUGCGGCAUGGUCAAUCCUGCAACAGAUGCUGUAUGGCAUGGCCUACCGCAGCUGGUUUGUGACAGACACAGUGGAUGCAGAGGGAUUUGAGAUGCGGGAAACCAGUUGUGUGAAGAUCCAGAACCAGUUCUACUUCACCAACGUCAGCAGCUCCUUCAACACACUGCAGGACUGCGGCAACUGCUCCCGGUUGUUCCAUGCCAAACGGAUUAACAACACCAACCUGCUGUUCGUGGUGGCUGAAAUCUUGUCCUGCUCCUCCUGUGACAUCGAGAGGUUCAUCAAAGAGGAGAUUAAAUACAAAGACGAUAACCCAUGUGAUGUGCUUGCUACUGCACGGUAUCGAAAAGGCCCCCCGAAAUGCUUUGACUACAACACGGCAGAGAACUCGUCCGACUGCGGUCGAGGCCACUCCUUCGGGCCCUCGAUAGGCACCCUCGUCUCCCUGCAAAUCAUCCUCCUCUCUAUAUGGGCCACUCCUCAGCUCUUUGUUCUUCCUCUCUAACUCUCUUCUUCUCUGUUCUCCACCUCCCUCCUUCCUUUCCUGCCUUUUCGCCUAAUCUCCCUCUUC
Engraulis encrasicolus (European anchovy) is the source of this 3618-nucleotide messenger RNA. RefSeq names its product calcium channel, voltage-dependent, alpha 2/delta subunit 2a (gene cacna2d2a). Gene Ontology annotation, cellular component: voltage-gated calcium channel complex. The record is from RefSeq and is a predicted model, not a curated record. The transcript is spliced from 39 exons. NCBI's taxonomy places the organism in Eukaryota, Metazoa, Chordata, Actinopteri, Clupeiformes, Engraulidae. Gene Ontology annotation, molecular function: voltage-gated calcium channel activity.